GUUCAUUUCUCCCCCAGAACUUCAAAAUAUGACCUUUUUUCUUUUUCAAUAAUCCAGGAUUUGCAGAUGUAAUCUAGUACAGAUAAGUUGAAUCUUCCUAUGCUUGGGGUCUUUAUGUCUUCAUAGGAAAAGCAAACGCUGUUUGAAGAGUGAUGCGUAGAUGAAAUGCCGUGUGAUUGCAGAUGCAUCAGCCGAAUUGCUGCAGCUGCAAAGCCAGCCAUGCCAAAGCUUGCCGAGGAACCGUCAUCAGCUGGGACAUAAGGAGGAAGUAUUCUCUAUGACUUUCAGAGAAAAGAUGGCCUUCCUGACAACGUUCUUUUGCACUUCUUGAUGACGGUGCUCCAAAAAUUAAGUGAAUAAAACUGCUGCAGAAGGAUCCUCAACCCGUGUCGUCUCACUCUUUGCUGGCGAAGGGAAAUCGCGACGCGGGCUAUGAACAACUGGUGCCGAAACCCGGGAAAUUUCAUCUUGCACCGCGAGGAAGAACCCCUCCUUUUGGAGGGAGGAUUCAGAACUGCAGGACGAUUGCUCAGAGAGGCGUGCUGCGGACCACUGCCCAGCGUUGGUAAGAAAAGAAUGCCCGUUUCCUGGUGGUGGGGAGCACUCUUUGUCCUCCUUAUUUGGAUUUGCCUUCUCUUUUGCUCUUGUGUCUUUACUAUGGGCACUGAGGCGACUUGGAAGAUGGUUCAAAAUUGUUUGGAGGAUGAGGCAUGCUCCAUAGUGGUCAGGGAAGGCCGGCAGGUGUUGGAAAAGGUCCAAGACAGUUUGUCAGAAACCGAGCAAUCAGGAGGGCUGGGCGCGCGUAUGAAAAUACCCAGCAAUAAGGAAAAAGGACUGCCCGGUGGGGGCAAGAAGUUAGAAAUAAAUAAGGAAAAAGGACUGCCCGGUGGGGGCAAGAAGUUAGAAAUAAAUAAGGAAAAAGGACUGCCCGGUGGGGGCAAGAAGUUAGAAAUAAAUAAGGAAAAAGGACUGCCCGGUGGGGGCAAGAAGUUAGAAAUAAAUAAGGAAAAAGGACUGCCCGGUGGGGGCAAGAAGUUAGAAAUAAUUAAGGAUGAAAUCAAUGGGAAGGUGCUUUCGGGUUUGAUUGACACUGGUGCAGAUGUAACGAUCAUUGCCAAAAAAGACUGGCCAAAAGAGUGGCCCCUCACCCCCUCACUGACUCACCUUCAGGGUACAGGCCAAUCCCAAAACCCUAUGUUAAGUUUGUCCCCACUUGAUUGGCGCACCGAGGAGGGCAAAUCCGGGACUGUAUGCCCUUAUGUUCUGCCUGGGCUCCCUGUCAAACUCUGGGGCAGGGAUAUUCUCUCACAAAUGGGCCUUUUACUAAUUGACACCUAGGGCCCCCUUCCCAUUGAAAAAUUACAGGCCGCCAAGUUGUUAGUGCAGGAACAGCCCGGCACCCCACCCCCAUUUUUGUGAUAAAAAAGAAAUCCGGUAACUGGAGGCUCCUCCAUGACCUCCGGGAAAUAAAUAAAACUAUGAUCCCCAUAGACGCCACCCAGCCUGGCACCCCUUGCCCGUCGGCUAUUCCCCACGGCAGCUCUAAGAUUGUCCUUAUUCUUAAGAAUUGCUUUUUCUCCAUUCCCCUCCACCCAGAGGAUUGCAAGCGUUUUGCCUUUUCUCUCCCUGUCACAAACUGCGCUGGGCCCCAGCCCUCGCUUCCAUUGGAAUCACUUUUUGGGGUAUGCACCCUCCCCAGCUUUUCCUUGGUUUUGAACUUGCUGCCGUGUCCAAAUUAUUUGCCUCGACCCCUCAUCCCUUUAAUCUUUAUACAGAUAGCUUUUAUAUUGCCACCCCCCCCCUUUUUGCCUCUAGAUUGCUAGCUUCUUAUUAGAAAGAGCCCGAUGUACAUUGUAGCAACCCCAUUGUCAGGGGGACAAGACCAAAGGUAAUAUGGACGCCCGUAGGGCAGGUUUAAGAAUUUCUGUGUGAAUGUGGUGCGUGGGGUGCGCACCGGAAUGAAAGAGGACCGGUCCGAAUGAGUGCAGGAGUGUGAUUUGUGCGAGUGCCUUUAGUGUGUGUGUAUAUUUGUCUCAUUAUAUUUCUCUUAGUUAUGCUUAUUAUUAUCAGCAGAGAAGUCAGGAAAAUGCAAGAUCAUGUGGUUGAGUGUUUAAUAAUAUCAGGAAUGAAAAAGAGUGUCGCUAAGGUGGUCUAUCCACCUCAGAAGUAGUCUUGAUCUUAAAAUUGUAACAUCUGACAACUUAGGUUUCAACAACUUUGUCAUGGAUUGUUUUGCCGGCUUAUAUCAACAAAAGCGCUCUUUCUUGACCCAAUUUUAAUAAGCAGGAAACUGGCUGGUCAGGCAGAGAAACAGGGAGCAAUGUUCCCAAUCGGCCGACAGGGCUUAACUUUGCCCUGGGGACUUGUUCCUUCCUUUCUCAGUCUAUCAGUUUUUUCCCUGCCAUUUCUGAAGGGUCAGAUCAAUAGAUCAACUGCAGAUGUGUGCACAUGUACAUGUGGUGUUUUUAGUGAACUUAUUGUCUGUCUGUUUGUCUGUCUGUCUGUCUCUCUAUGUGGAACACUUGAGUGCUGGAGCCAGAAUGAAAAUCAGUGGUAAAAAAAUUAGGCCUGGGGAAAACAGGAUCAUCUCGAGAGAUCAGGGUGAUAUGCAGUUCAGCAAUUUAAAGGAUCUAUGUGAUUUUGGAACCUGUUAGACCAGGUUUAAACAAAGAUUUCUAAUUAGAAUAUGGCGCCUACAACGAAAUUGAAAUUUUUAGUCUAAAUUUUUUAUUGGAAGAACAUUAAUAGUUAUUACCAAUUGAAAUUCUUUUGAAUUCCAGUAUCUGUACUAUCUAGAAACAGCUACAGAACUAGAGCCAGAAAUCUAAAAGUGAAUUGGGAAUUCAGAGUGCAAGGUUUAUCUUAUAAGCCUCUGCUAAUUUUAAUGAGGAAUUUAGCUGUUUUUCAAACAACAAAGGUACAGAAACCCUCAAAAUAAACAAAGUUACUUGUGUUUCCGUAGACAUUUGAUAGUCAAAAAUUUUUUUUUCUAUGCUAUUAUCGAAGUUUGGUUAAAAAAAAAUAUAUAUAUAUAUGUGUAUAUAUAUAUAUAUAUAUAUAUAUAUAUAUAUAUAAAUACCCGAAGGGCUCUUUCUGUGUUUGACAGCAUGCUUGUAUUGUGGAAUUGAUAAAGUUAGAAAGCUCAUGAUUUGAACUAAGGUACAAAAACUGUUGAACUUAAGCCAAAGAAGAUUUACUCAUGUUUCAUGAAAAUUGAUGGUUUAAAGGUCUUAUGCUGUUGUGUCAAUGUACUUAUACAUCUGCAUUCGAUUAUUAGAAUGUGAGCUGAAAUAAUUGUAGUAAAAACAGGUUCGAAGAGUAAUGGUUUAGUUAAAACAUGAGUUUUUUGGAGUUCUAAUAUUGGUUGCAAAACUUGUCCUACCAGUGUUUUAUUUGAUUUGAGAUAACAAAAAAAUAAAAAAAAAAUUUUUUUAAGCUACUUAGCUCAGGGUCAUAAGGAGUGAGAGUUUUUAAAGAUUUCCGAGUCCGCAGAAUGCUCCAGGGGGAACCCCUGAGAGGGAUUCUCUCUUUUCUUCUUACAGAGAACAUGCGGCUCGUCGUCCGGUGCCGACCCUGCGGGUUUGCAAUGAUGAUCCUGCUGCUGACUGUGCAACCGACGGAGGCCGGAUUGGGCCGGCCGGCUGACCCUACACACCUCAUACAACAGCUGUAUGGGACCCCGUGCAACUGUCAGGGAGGACAAUCUUCGGUGACCCCAACGAGCUACACGAAAACCGUGGACUGUGGGACUCUGACUAUAUAUCUCAUCACGCGGCCCAGUGCUCGAGGCGGACUGACCCAGUUUUGGCAGUGCGUGCCCAAGCCUACUUUUAUAAAUAAGGGGGAUCCCUGUCCUCAAAACUGUCAAGUGGUAGACCAGAUGAAUGCCAUGUGUUAUACCAGCUAUUCUGAAUGUACCCUAGGAGGAAAGAGGUAUUUUACUGCAAAGCCCCAUAUGUCCUACGUGGAAACCGCUUGAUGCUAUGUUGGUUGAUUGCAUUUCUGAUUUUGUUUUGAUGGUUGUAUUUUUUGAUUGUUGUUUUGAUUAUUUGCUUUUACCUGGGUUAUAGCUGACUGCUGCCUGGUGCCCCAAUCCUCUGGCGGGGGCUCGGACUCGUUGGGCUCCCGCUAUCCCCCUCUUGCGCUCAUGGCUCCUGCUCUGGGAGCAGCCCUUGCACGCUCAGAGCCACAAGGGCUCAUUGCACGAGUACGGGUGCUCCAGAGUAUUCUUCCUGAGAAGGGUGUCAGGCCGGAGAGCACUGCAUUGAGUUGGCCCCCGACUCAGGGUGGCGAGCCACUUGCAUAGGGCCGCCGUCGGAUUUUGCCCUGCCUGGAAGUGAGGACGGCGGGACAGGUGGAGCCUUGGUGCGACCUGAAGGGGACGUGCGGAGGCCUCCUCAGUCCCUUGUAAUACAGGCAGUGGUGACCGCCACCCCUUUCUACCAACAGGAUGGCUCCAUAAACAAAGACAUAAGGGGGAGAUGUAGGGAGCCAGAGCACAUUGCGCAUGUGCGCAUGCGCAUGAUCGCGCAUGCGCGACAAACACAUUGCGCAUGCGCGACAAACACAUUGCGCAUGCGCAACGACCACAUUGCGCAUGCGCAACGACCGCAUUGCGCAUGCGUGGCGAGAGCCAAUAGAGCGCCACCUCAUAUGGGGUGAUUGGCGAGAGCCAAUAGAAUGAGCGCCACCCUAUGGGGUGAUUGGCGAGAGCCAAUAGAAUGAGCGCCACCCUAUGGGGUGAUGGGCGAGAGCCAAUAGAAGAUGAGCACCACCUUAGAGGCGGGGCAACCAGGCUAUAUAAGGAUUGCCAUUACCCAGGUUGUUGUUCUUUCUCCUCAUGAAGUUAAGUGAAUAAAACUGCUACAGAA
Sorex araneus (European shrew) is the source of this 4871-nucleotide messenger RNA. RefSeq lists its product as uncharacterized. The record is from RefSeq and is a predicted model, not a curated record. The coding region runs from base 433 to 1338 and encodes 301 amino acids. NCBI's taxonomy places the organism in Eukaryota, Metazoa, Chordata, Mammalia, Eulipotyphla, Soricidae. Gene Ontology annotation, biological process: proteolysis. Gene Ontology annotation, molecular function: aspartic-type endopeptidase activity. The transcript has 2 exons.